AUGCCUGAUGCUCCCAGAAGAAGCAGCCGAAGAAUAAAGGAUGCUGCCGAACGCCCAAAGGCAGACGCAUCAAAUUCGAUGAAAGCUUCUGAUCCAAAGAAAGCAAAGGCUGUCUGGGAUACAGGCAAAGGUGUCGAAGAAGCCAUGCGCGAGCUGAGCGAGAUGGAACAAAAGUUACAGACUGCCGUCCGAACACAACGACUUGCCGUUGAGUCCUCAGACCUUCAAGUCAAGAAGGAAGCCGCCAACGAACCUGAUAUUCGACCAAAAAUGUACUCGCCGAACCAGGAUACUGUUGUUCCUCGAGGAAAUUUGGACGGGAAACCAAAAGCUGUCAGCUCUGUGCCACUGGAUGAGUACGACGCCAAACGCGCUGCUGGCGAUGUCGCUGAUGCCAAAGGGGAAGACGACGGCAUGGACCGAGGUGCCAGCAGGCCUCCCCCUGUGAACAGUGAAAUUCUUCCUCUACCAUGGAAAGGAAGGUUAGGAUAUGCCUGCCUGAAUACAUACUUGCGCAAUGCAACCCCUGCCGUCUUUUCUUCGAGGACCUGUCGCAUGGCUUCCAUUAUUGAACACCGACAUCCGUUAGCAAACCCUGAUGAACCAGAACAUCCUACCAAGAACCGGCCAGACAAGAACAAACCCGCAGACCACGAACGGGGACUCAAAUAUGUACAAGAGUUGGGCUUAGCGAAUGCAAGAGAUAUUGUCAAAAUGAUUCGAUGGAAUGUCAAGUACGGCAUCAGAUUCAUGAGACUGAGUAGUGAAAUGUUUCCAUUUGCAAGUCAUCCAGAACAUGGUUACAAGCUAGCGCCCUUUGCGUCAGAGGUGCUGGCGGAAGCUGGCAAAGUAGCUGGAGAGCUGAAUCAUCGUUUAACAACACAUCCUGGACAAUUUACACAGAUUGGUUCCCCACGCAAAGAAGUUGUUGCCGCCGCCAUGCGCGAUCUGGAAUAUCACGAUGAGAUGCUCACUCUACUCAAACUUCCUGAACAACUUGACCGCGAUGCUGUCAUGAUCCUUCACAUGGGUGGCACUUAUGGCGACAAGCAAGCAACUAUUGACCGAUUCAAAGAGAACUACGCCAAACUUUCAGACAGUAUCAAGCGACGCUUGGUGUUGGAGAAUGACGAUGUCGCAUGGAGUGUUCACGAUUUAUUGCCUGUUUGCGAGGAGCUCAACAUUCCUCUUGUACUCGACUACCACCAUCACAACAUCAUAUUCGACCCAUCGAUAAGAGAGGGUUCCAAAGACAUUAUCGAUCUUUAUGACCGCAUCAAGGCUACAUGGACCAAGAAGGGAAUUACUCAGAAAAUGCAUUACAGCGAGCAGACUUCCAGUGCUGUCACACCAAGAGAUCGUCGCAAGCAUUCCGCCAGAGUCAAAAGUCUCCCACCAUGUGCCCCCGACAUGGAUUUAAUGAUUGAAGCCAAGGAUAAAGAGCAAGCUGUUUUCGAAUUGAUGCGAACUUUUAAACUGCCAGGUUGGGACACUUUUAACAACAUUGUACCAUAUGAACGACCAGACGAAUCACGAAAAGCCGUCAAAAAGAAGGCAAAGAAGGGCAGAAAAGCAAACGGCGUCAACGGAGAAGUGGAGGAUGAUAUUCAGGUACCUGAAAAGAUUUCUUUGCCAGAUGCUACAUUCUCCGACGCCAUUAAAAUUGUUGAUCUUCGUGAUCGCAAUGCUGGUCGUGGUAUAAUCGCUCUCGAGGAUAUCCCUGCGGAAACAACUCUGUUUACCAUUCCGAGAAAAGGAAUCAUCAAUGUUGAAACCUCGGAGCUGCCAAAAAAGAUCCCGGAUGCUUUUGAUCUCGACAAGCCUGAUGAUGAUGAUGCACCAGGACUGGAUUCGUGGAGUUCGCUCAUCCUCAUCAUGAUUUACGAGUACCUACAAGGCGACAACUCCAAAUGGAAGCCUUAUUUUGAUGUUCUUCCUUCGUCAUUUGAUACGCCCAUGUUUUGGUCCGAUAAUGAGCUUGACCAACUUCAAGCCAGCCAUAUGCGACACAAGAUCGGCAAGGCUGAUGCUGAGAAUAUGUUUCAAAAGACACUGCUUCCUAUUAUUCGAAGCAACUCUGAGAUUUUCAAUGCUGGAAACAAGACUGACACAGAGCUUAUCGAGAUUGCCCACCGGAUGGGCAGCACCAUCAUGUCGUAUGCUUUCGAUCUUGAAAAUGAUGAGGAAGAAGAGGAAGAGGCGGAUGGUUGGGUUGAGGACCGAGAUGGAAAGUCGAUGAUGGGAAUGGUACCAAUGGCGGACAUUCUGAAUGCCGAUGCCGAGUUCAAUGCUCACGUCAACCAUGAAGAGGAGAGUCUUACCGUGACCAGUUUAAGACCGAUCAAGGCGGGUGAAGAGAUUCUCAACUACUAUGGCCCUCACCCGAACUCGGAGCUCCUAAGACGAUAUGGAUACGUUACCGAGAAGCAUUCUCGUUAUGAUGUUGUUGAGAUUCCUUGGGACAUUGUUGAAUCAGCCUUGACCUCCAACUUUGGCAUCUCAAGUCAAGUCUUGGAGCAGAUUCGUGGCGCUCUCGAGGAGGACGAAGAAUUCGAAGACACAUUCGUUUUGGAGCGAGAAACAGGCGAGGUCAACUCGGAUGGCACCUUUGUCGAGCCUGCUCGAUUCGAAAGCAUGCCCGAAGAUCUCCAGGAACAACUCAAGACAUUCCUCAAAGGCAUCAAGAAAGCACAGCCCAACGCUAUCCCCGACAAGCGAAAGAGAGACGAGAUCCAUCAAGCUGUACUGGUCAAGAUACUGGAGGCUCUUGUAGCGAGAUACCCGACAAACAUUUCCGAAGACGAAAACCUACUCAAGCAAGCCCUCAACCAACGAACUCGCAUGGCUAUUGUGGUCAGACUUGGAGAGAAGAAACUGCUUCAAGAAGCCAUUACAGUAUCUUCUGGAGACGUUGAGAUGACAAUGGACGACGAAUCUGGACCAGCCAAGCGUACAAAGCUAUCUGGUUGA
Molecule: messenger RNA, 2970 nt
Organism: Fusarium redolens
Lineage: Eukaryota; Fungi; Ascomycota; Sordariomycetes; Hypocreales; Nectriaceae
Product: UV-endonuclease UvdE-domain-containing protein
Exons: 6
Coding region: 1-2970 (989 amino acids)
Biological process (GO): response to UV; mitochondrial DNA repair; nucleotide-excision repair
Cellular component (GO): nucleus; mitochondrion
Molecular function (GO): endonuclease activity; protein binding; protein-lysine N-methyltransferase activity
Source: RefSeq, a predicted model, not a curated record